GUCAGGCGAGAGACUUCGCGCCAAGUCUCGCCGUAGCGCUGCGAGCAGUAGCGAGCAGCGGUCUCUUCUGACAACUGUAUCGGCGAAUACAGUCUCUUAUCGGCGACGGCACGGAGCGACGGGUGUCGGUGCGCGUUCCUACUUUCGGAAUGGACAAGAGCCCGCAUCUGGAGUGGCCCUAUAGAUAGCUGAUCGAGGUGAGAACGAGCCCGCGAAGCCACCUCACAUCUAUACCGGGUUUAGCAAGCGUGUGCAGCAUUGCAAGCAUAUGAGGGCGUGUCCCACGUGGUGUGUCACGGUGAAGUACUUCUACUGCGAAGCUGUAUGUGGCUCAGAUCCGGGCUUUCGUGGCGUCUGCGAGCACAAAUUAUCACCAGCGAUGGCUCGAGCGUCGUCGUCUUCCACAGCUGCCUCCGCCGUCACGAUGACCACAGAUCAGGACAAUACCUUAUCGUGCCUCGAGUGUCGUACGGAGGAGGUUUGCAAAGGAUCGCUCUGUGACGUCAGAACGCGGCCUUCAGCACCCGCGCGAUGAGCGAAAAGGCUUCGCGACCACGGACGCCGGCCUCGGCUGCCCUGGCUUCGGAGUUGGCCAGCGUGUUCGAGUGUCCCGUGUGCCUCGAUCCCGUCAUGCCGCCCAUCGCUCAAUGCAUGAACGGUCACCUGCUGUGCUUCCCGUGUCGCAACAAGAUCACCAAGUGUCCUCUGUGCAGGGGGCAGAUCAGCAGCGUCCGAGCGUGGGCCAUGGAGAAAGUGGCCGACAAGCUUCCCUACCCGUGCAAGUACUCGGAUCAUGGCUGCACCGCAGAGCCAAUCCUGCUAGAGAAACAGGAUCACGAGGAGACGUGCGAUUACAGGCCCUGUCCCUGCUUAUUCACCGCGAAGGACUGCAAGUGGACUGGCACUGCGAAACAUAUGAUGCCGCACAUCCGUGAAGCCCACCCGAACUUGUCCAUAGUCCGUGGCGAGAAGGCGGAGUUCGUCGUCCACGAUGGACAGAUACCGUCGAGCUACGAGCGGAGGACGGUUCAGUCGUGCUUCGGGCAGCAUUUCGUGACCGUCCUCGCGAUGCAAGACGUCGGCGGUUUCAAGCCGCUCCACGCGCUGGUGCUGAUCUUGAACACGCCGCAGGAGGCCCGGAACUUCACCUACCAGCUGGAGGCGAGGGAAGGCGACCGCACCCUCACGUGGUCGUCCAGGCCCACUUCCGUCCUGGAAGGUGUCGAGGCGGCCAUGGCGCGAGGAGACUGCCUCGCCUUCGACGCGCGCAACUUCGCCGUCAAGCUGACCGUCGAAGUCACCGUCAAGCGUCGUCACUCGUCGGCCGGAAAUCGAGAAGAGGACGGCGACGCCAGGGACAGCUACUUUCGGAUGUUCGGUCCCCCGGGAAAGGGGUCCGGUGACGUCCGGGACGGAGAACGCAAGCCAACCGCCGAUAAUAAAGCAGACGAUGACGGCGACGACUUGCGGGACAGCUAUUUUAGGAUGUUCAAGCCUCGGGCCAACCAGUAUCCCUGACACGGGCGCGAAAUUUGAGCCCGUGCCAAUGUUAUACGUGCUCAAUAACCAGAGUUUUCGAGCGAACAAUUUCUUUGACUGCUAUUUUUACGCUCACCUCCCGACUUCUGCUCGAGCGGAAUCUGGGUUCUGCCAGUAGGUCGAUCAUUAAUGAACUGAAUGUGACCCCUGA
Messenger RNA from Dermacentor albipictus, 1690 nucleotides. RefSeq names its product E3 ubiquitin-protein ligase SIAH1-like. Gene Ontology annotation, molecular function: zinc ion binding; ubiquitin protein ligase activity; ubiquitin conjugating enzyme binding. Gene Ontology annotation, cellular component: cytoplasm. NCBI's taxonomy places the organism in Eukaryota, Metazoa, Arthropoda, Arachnida, Ixodida, Ixodidae. Gene Ontology annotation, biological process: multicellular organism development; proteasome-mediated ubiquitin-dependent protein catabolic process. The record is from RefSeq and is a predicted model, not a curated record.